Prunus avium (sweet cherry) is the source of this 1686-nucleotide messenger RNA. RefSeq names its product putative RING-H2 finger protein ATL61. NCBI's taxonomy places the organism in Eukaryota, Viridiplantae, Streptophyta, Magnoliopsida, Rosales, Rosaceae. The record is from RefSeq and is a predicted model, not a curated record.
ACCUAUGUGAUAAGAUAUAAAAAAUUCCCAAGCACCCAAUGAAUAUUUGUGUAAAAUUUGAUUCCAUUCGUAUUGUGAUUACUGAUUAGUGACUUAACUCAGUCUCUAAUCUUAAACCCAAAUCCCAAAACCUGGACUUAAUUUGGAUCUGAGCAAAUCCUCCUUGUCCAUCUCUCUCCUCUCUGAGCCUCUAGUUACAUGGGCUUCCUCAGUCCCUGGUUUUGCUCCAUCCCUCCAUGGCUUCCUUCUUCUCUGGUCCUUUCUUCUUCACUCCAACAAUAAAACGCUCCCCUCUUCACCCCUCUCUUCACUCACACAGCCAAAUUAGUCUUCCUCAAAUAAUACCAACAAAGUUCAAUAACAUUUUUCACUAGGCCAGUGGACAAUCCUACUGUGUUCAGUGUAGUGAAUAUGAGAGAGACUGAGGGGUGUUGAUUUUCAUUUUUGUAUUUUUGAGCUGGGUUUGAGUUCUGGGGGUUGCUGAACAAACCCAAUGAAAGAGAUUUGAGUGGUGUUGAUUUUUAUUUUGCGUUGAGUGGAAAAAACCCAAAUAGAGUUAUGAUAUCGUCAGGGAUAAAUCUGGUGAUGACGGUGAUUGGGUUCGCGGUGAGCACCAUGUUCAUCGUGUUCGUGUGCACCAGGCUUGUCUGUGCUCGGAUUCACCUCAACGUUUCAAGACGCUCCUUCCCCAUAGCUUCCAGAUCCGAUCUCAGUAUUCUGGAACGGGGGUUACAUGGCGUUGAACCUGUAGUAGUAGCCAACUUCCCUACAAAGAAGUUCAGUGAUGCAUUUUUUUCAGCUGUAGAAGAUGCUCAAUGCACUGUUUGCCUCGUGGAAUACCAUGGUGAUGAUGUAUUGCGGAUUCUCCCCUCUUGUGGGCACUCCUUCCAUGUGACCUGUAUAGACAUAUGGCUUCAGCAGCAUUCCACAUGUCCUGUUUGUAGAAUGUCAUUGCGCGAGUUUCCUGAGAGAAAACGGCGCAUGCAACCCUUGUUCAGUUCCGCUAUUCGAUCUCAUUAUGGUACAGAGUCCUUCAAUACCCAUUCUUAUCGCUAUAUGUUGAAUAAUCGUGGAUCAAGAACACAUGACAACCGUGGCAUGGACCCAAUUCAAGAAGAUAAUUUACCAUCGGAGGGUGAUGCUGCAGAUACCAGGGAGAAUGCGUCCCCCUUAACUGAGAAUACUCAGGAUUCUAAGGACUUGGCAAACAAGCAUGUAGAAAGCCCAUCAAAUCCCUAAAUACAGCGGUACCGUGGAAUUCAAGCUACAUACGCGAAGAUCUGAUCGGGCUGCGAAUGAGAACGGGUAUAUGGCCAAAAAGUGUGGAAGUAAAUACCAUUUUAGGGAGUUGGGUGUUUGUUCCUGUGUUUGCUGUAUAUAUUGCAAAAGUGAUUUCUUUCUUCUUUCCAUUUUAGGGUGGCUGAUCUUGGGCAGUUUUGUUAGAUCAGUUGUAAAACUAGAAUUAGAUAAAGAUUGCUGGAGGUUGUGGUUCCUUUAAUUCUGUCUCCCAUGUAUGCUCGUUGGUGUCACCUCACCGUCGCAUGUAUAUCGACAGAAGGGAUAUGUUCGGAUUGGCGACAAGCACUCCCCUUUAAACUCUAGGGAUUUAAAUCAAAAGGGAGAUAAUUUUGGAUAAGAAGAAGAGUCUAGAGGCAUAGGUAAAGAUUGAAUGAACUUUUGAGAGAA